CCUCUCAAAGUGUGAAUGGGAGUUCAAGUUGUUGUAAUUGGAAUGGGGCACCUUCCCAGAGCCUCACAGUAAACCAGCCGUACUGCGCCUUUAACUUCUGAGCCGAUUUCCAGAAAGCAACAACCUGUAACAGGCUCAACGAUCCUCCCCCUGAUGGAUUAUUUAGCAGGCACAGAGUCCCAUGUCGCCAUCUGCAAUAGGAAUAUUCUCUGAAGCACAUUAUACGCGUUAUUUUCUCUUAAACGCGUAAGAUAAACUGAGCAGAUAAAGGAAACUAGUGCAGUGACAGAAGGUUGGGUUUGUGCAACAGGUGAAGCGCAUCCUGGAGCGGACGGGUGCGCCACAGCGUCGCGCACAUACAGAUCAGGUUAGUCCGUGUCUGGGGUGAACAGGCUGUUUCAGGACACCUCAACAUGUAAUAGCCAUCUGUUAAAAUGUAUAGCACGUAAACAGGAACAGAGUUUGAUUUUGGUUGUAUUUCUUUCGGGAAAUGCGGUGCGUAAAUUGACUUUUCAUUAUUACGCAAACCGUGCGUCUGGAUGAACUGAGGCUUUAAACCUACAAUGCUGAGCGCAUCCACACGGUGAAAAGGACCGCGUUCAGGGCAAGUAACCGAGGGAAGGAGUCGUCCAGUCCGCUGUGGUCAUGGUGGCGGAGGGGGACCGGGCGCUGCUCGCCGCAAGGCAAGGAGACCUGCAGACUCUCAAAGUGCAAUUAGCGGCAAAAGCGCUGAACGCAGAAGUGAAGGAUGUACUGGGGGCGUCCCCGGUGCACCACGCAGCCCGGUCCGGGAAACUGAGCUGCCUGCGCUUUCUGGUGGAGGAGGCAGGGCUGCCGGGAAACUGCCUGGCGAACAACGGGGCGAGCCCGGCGCAUGACGCAGCUGCCACCGGUAACCUGGCCUGCUUACAGUGGCUGCUGACCCAGGGUGGAUGUCGGCCAGAGGACAGGGAUAGUUCUGGCGCCACUGUUCUCCACCUCGCAUCUCGCUUCAGCCACCAUGAGGUCACUGAUUGGCUGCUGAAGAGUGGUGAGGGUGACCCCGGGGCCACCACCGACACUGGGGCCCUACCUGUUCACUAUGCUGCUGCCAAGGGAGACCUGCCCUCACUCCGACUGUUACUGGGGCACACUCCAAAUGUUGUCAAUUUACAAACUAAGAAUGGUGCCACACCGCUCUACCUGGCCUGCCAGGAGGGUCAUCUGGAGGUCGUCCAAUACCUGGUGAAGGAUUGUGGGGCAGAUUGGAGCAUCAGGGCCAACGAUGGGAUGACACCUCUACAUGCUGCUGCCCAGAUGGGCCACAACACCGUCAUCGUCUGGCUGAUGAGUUUUACAGACAUCAGUUUAGCAGACCGCGAUGGUGACGGAGCCACGGCCAUGCAUUUUGCAGCGAGUCGAGGCCAUGCAAAAGUACUCAGCUGGUUGUUACUGCACGGUGGUGAGAUUGUCACCGAUAACUGGGAAGGGACUCCGCUUCACGACGCCGCAGAGAAUGGUGAACUGGAGUGUUGUCAGAUCCUUGUGGUCAACGGAGUGGACCUGGGCAUCAGGGACCAGGACGGCUUCACAGCAGCAGACCUGGCCGAAUAUAAUGGCCACUCCCAGUGUGCCAAAUACCUACGCACUGUGGAGAACAUGAGUGUGGAGCACCGUGUUUUGUCCCGCGACCCUUCGACGGACCUCGAGUACAAGCAGCCAGACUCAGGGCUCUCGUCCCCGAACACCACCAUGCCCCCCGCAAACCAGACGGCACAUUUCGACGUAUGUUCGCCGUCCAGCUCCCUGUCCAACUACGACUCAGCCAACUCCAGCCAGUCCAGCACCGGAGAGAAGAGGAGCAGCCUAACCAUGUCACGAGGACCCCCUGCUCAGCUCAACACAGUCGCGCACACAGGUGCGUCAGAGUCAGCCAUCACAGACAUGCAGGCCUACAUGGACAUGCUGAACCCAGACAUCGGCAACGAGACGCCCAAAAAAUCUGAGAUCCCUGCUGAGGACGCCGCAAAGCCACCACCACCACCACCCACCUAUCCACCCCCUCCGCCCCCACAGGCUCCCCCCAUGCCCCCUCCGCCGCCCAGCUUCCCAGCACCACCGCCUCCUCAGGAGCCACAACCGGCUGAGUUCCUGAAGGUGAAGAGCAACCUGAGACAUGUGGACAGUAACCCCCCUGCCAAGAAGGAGCAGCUGAGUACUGGAGAAGGUCACGAUAAACUACGGCGGGUGGACUCAAACAGGAAGUCGAGGAGUUUCAGCAAACAGCCCAGCACUGGGGACUAUUACAAGACCCUGGGCGACACAGCCGAGCCCACUGGGAGCAAAGAAAUGGCACCUAAUGAGGAGGGCUCAGUGUUAUUGGACGAGCAUGCCGAUAACCCCGCCCCCAGCUCUGAGAAUGGCCCCACUGAGGAAACGAUCCCGCCCCCACCUCCACCACCUCCGCCGCCUCUUCCUUCAAGCAACCCAACGCCAACACCCCCUCCGCCUCCUCCGUUGCCCCCGGAGACACCAACCCAGAAUCACUCAGCCAGUAACACCUCCACCAACCAGCGACGCCCAUCUUCCUCAUCAGGAAGUGGUGGUCUUUCUGCUUCUCAGGCAGAGGGAGGGGCACUAAGACAGAUGAAGUGCACAAAAUCUUUCAACAUGAUGUCCCCCACUGGCGACAACUCGGAGCUGCUGGCAGAGAUCAAAGCUGGGAAGAGCCUGAAGCCCACGCCUCACAGUAAAGGCUACACCACUGUGUAUUCCAACAGCGGACCCACAGGCAAUAAUGGAAACACCUCGUCUCCACCAGAGACCCGCACUCCUACUCCACCAGCCAAGGCUCCAUCCCCCCCACCAUCCAACCCCACUUUCACCUCCCCACCGGCCACCCCGAGUCCGAGUCCCAGCCCGACAAGCUCUGCGCCACCCAAGACUAUUUCAAACUCUGCAAGCUAUGAGCAUCUGCCCUCCAACUCUGUGGUCAAUGGGAACGGCAGGGCCAACACAACGACACCAACACCAGCAGCAGCAGCAGACUCAGGCCGGAAGACGAGCCUCGAUGUGGAGGCGUUAGUGCCCACCCACGACGAACAGGGAAAAGCGAUCCCUGAGUGGAAGAGGCAGGUGAUGGUGCGAAAGCUUCAGGUCAAAAUGCAAGAAGAGGAGGACCAUAAGCGCAAGGCUGAAGAGGAGGCAGCACGACUGGCAUCAAUGCCGGCCUGGAGGAGAGACAUGAUGAAGAAGAAGAUGGACGAAGAGAGAUGUGACAGGGAACAAAAAAGAAAAGCAGAGGAACAGGCCAAACAGGCCAAAGAGAUGGAGGAGAAGACAGAGUUGGAGCGACUACGGACCCUGGGCUACGAUGAGACCAAACUGGCCCCGUGGCAGCGGCAGAUCAUUCUGAAGAAAGGGGACAUAGCCAAACAGUGAACUGGGUCUUUCCCCUUUCCUCUGCUCCACACCCCUCCCUAGGCCUUCACUAAACACCUUCCCCUCCUCCUCCAUGACCCCCCACCUGCACUGGACAGUAGGGAGGAGCUCCCCUCCCGUAAACGCUGUCUCACUCCUUGAAGCAGAGGACUGCUGUCCACACAGGAUGAAAAACACCACCACCUCCCUUUGAAAGUCUCAUGGACACAAACUGUCAUUUAGCGUUAACAAGUCCUGUAACAUGCACUGAUUGUAUCUCCAUAAGCGAUUUCUGCAUGUCUCCUGAACUAGAUGAUUCUCUUUUAGUAUCAGAUCUUUUUCUUUAGGGUGUUUUCAGACAUAUAGUUCUUUUUGCUCUGGUCCAAAACAGUUGACAGGUUUGCAAACUUUUCCGCCUUAGUUCACAAUGAAUCACUGGACAACCAAGUGAGAAUGUUUCUCUGCUUAUUGGUCAGAUGUGGGGCAAGAAAGUAAACACAAGAAGAAAGUCUGAUGUUCUACACAUGGCUGUGUAUUAAAUCACAUGCUUUUUCUUUUUACCUUGUGCUGCAGCUGGCCUUAAGUGUGUACUGCUGCAUGCAGUAUGCAUACAAGUGGGACAUAUUUCAUCAUAAUACUAAGCCUUGAACUUUGACCCUUUCUAUCAUACAUCCGUAGCCUGUAGUGAAAAACGUGUAGUAAAAAGAAGAAGCAUGGGGCAGAUUGUAGUACAGCCUUCCAGCUUCAGCAGCUUAGAUAGUGUGAUGUAUGUAGAGGAUUGUGGGUAGGAAAAGAAGAAAAGGCUGCAUAUUUUUGGCAUACUGCAUUUGACAUACUAUGUAUUUGGACAUAUAUAUAUAAAUUCCAGCAUUCUGCAUAGUUUUUAGUAUGUGAAUGGAAACAUAAUGUAACAUUGUUCCCAUUUCUAUGUGAAAAUCACUUUUUUAACUUCAAAGUACACCAUGUAGUUGGGUGAGAUCAAAACUUGAUCUUGUUCUUAUCACAAGCCACUCCUGAGAUCAUAUGGGAUCACACAAGACCUCUUCCUCUAAAAGAGUAAAGGGUAAAAUAUGUGUUCAUGCAAACGAACCAACCACAGUCUGACAGAACAGGAUAGUGUGAAAACACCCUAAGACUGUAUUUUCAAGUCAAUAAAAGCUAUUUCACUGUAGAUUCACUGUAGCAAACAGGUCUGUGAUAGAUGAACAUGGGCACUUGUGAGCAUGUUUGCCAUUGCCUGUCUUUCAUUUAUGUGUUACCUUUAUUAGCCACACUUACUAUUAUGUAAUAAUUUGUAAAGUAGCUCCACAGCAGUUCUCAAAAAAAAAAAAAAAUUUAAAAAAUUAAAAAUAGUGGAAAUACUCAACAACUUAUUACACCCUGGAGCAGCUAAUGCACUGUAUGUUCUGUAGACAGUAUCUCAUCUUUACAGUUAUAAAUGUAGUCAUAAGACUGUAUGGAGCUCAUAGAAGCACUUUCUUGUCUGUUUCCUUGUACUGCCACAGAUGGAAAUCAUAUAAGUAAUCAAAUCAAUCCUAGAUAGGUAAGCUGUCUUUUCGGAUUUGGAUUUGAAAUAUUAAAAGAUUGCAAAGAUUACAUAGCUGUACAAAUUGAAUUUUAUUCAUUUUCACUGAAGAAAGCGGAAAUAUUUCUAAUUAUUUUUUUCCACAUAUGACCUAAAUGUUAAGCUACUGUAUGGUGAUCAUGAAUGCUAAGUGUUGCAUGCUUAUGUUGCAUAAUGUGUAUCAUGUAUGUUGUGACGUAUGUGCACAUUUUCAUCUGGGCCGUGGAUUUCAGAGAACACACAAAUAGUGAAAACAUUGCUUAGCAUUGCAUUAGGUGUCUGUUUUGUACAAAGCCUUUUUCAGUUGUUGCAUCUGCACAUUGAAUACUGCAGAAGUAGAUAAAAAACAUCAGUUUGUUCUGUGUCCUGUUCCGGCCUUUGUCCCAGUAACCUGCAGGAUAAAUGUUUGAUGAGGAGAUCUGCUUACAGAAUGCAGAGUACCCAUUGUCUGCCAGAGAAAGGUGUAACAUCAAAAAUUUACUGCUCCUUAUAUAAUACCCGCUGUGUUUUAGUAAUCCGCAGCCACACGUAUGUGUUCAGUAACAGAAUCUGACAUAAUCUGAUUAUUUCACUGCUAAAUUUACGAACGCUUUCCGGAAACCUGUUUGUUUUUCCACUUCCAGACUUUUGACUCUUCUUCAGUUUGUGUCUGUACAAGAAAUUUUGACGAAUCUGUGUCGAAUGUAUUAGUUAAAAGUGAGGAUACACAUUUAAAUCCUAGCAGGUUAUUCAUAUCUGCACUGCCAUUUUCUCAAAAGCACAUGCAUAGGUAUUCCCACGUCAUAUAAAAUAUUCUGUAUGUUUACUAUAAUUGCGUUGGACCUACAUUUUUUUAUAAAUGUAGUCUAUCAAAUGUACGCUUCACAUGAUCGUGAAGGACAUGGUCCUGCUUCGAAUCAUUUGGAAAUAUUAAAAUUUACGUUUAUCGGAUGCCAUAUGAUGUUGAAAUUUUAAGUGAUGUUAACGUCAUUGCCAUUUGAUUUUCUAUAUAUAAAUAUAUAACUCUGUACAUAGUGACCCUCUGAGAAUUUUCAUUGUCUCCAUAUUGCAUUAUAUUAUGUCUCAGCCUUGCUUGAAUAGAAUGUUGACUAAUUCAUGUACAAUAUAUUUUCAGACUGUUAAAAAAUGAAGAAAAUAAACCUUUAAUCACCAUA
This is a messenger RNA of Sphaeramia orbicularis (orbiculate cardinalfish), 6117 nucleotides long. It is a transcript of the gene espn, whose product is annotated as espin. The transcript is spliced from 15 exons. Gene Ontology annotation, cellular component: cytoplasm. Gene Ontology annotation, molecular function: actin filament binding. NCBI's taxonomy places the organism in Eukaryota, Metazoa, Chordata, Actinopteri, Kurtiformes, Apogonidae. The coding region runs from base 646 to 3420 and encodes 924 amino acids. The record is from RefSeq and is a predicted model, not a curated record. Gene Ontology annotation, biological process: actin filament bundle assembly.